GGUUCCGAUCCACCUGUUAACGGAGCUUUCAAAUAUUCCAUCAAAUUCAUAUAACUAAAUUUUCCAACAGUAAAAUACAGAAUUCAUCGAUCUUCAAUCCAUGACGAAAAAUAGCAGCAGUAGUACUAAUAACCUUACGCCGGAUAAGGGUCGGACUUUACCGGUUGACCCGAAUCUUCCUCGGUAUCUCUGUCAGAACUGCCACAAUCCUCUGUGCAUCGUCGGCGUCGAUAAUUAUGCCGAUAAAUUCUUCCCGGAUUUUCCUUCUCGCUCCGGGAUGCAGGGUUCUUCAAUGCAUGGAGCUGGUAGUGUUAUAGGGUCGAGUCGUAUGGAACAUUCCUACGUCGUAUUGCCAAAGCAAAGAAAUCAGGGACCAGGGAUUCCGCCCCGAGGACGAGGAGUAUCCGCUCAACCAGAUGCAAGCCAGUUUGGGAAGGCCAUGGAAGAAUCAUUCGUGGUUUUGCCUCCACCAGCUGCUUCAGUGUAUAAAUGUGAGCCUACAUCUGAUGGAGCUGGUACAAAUGUUCCAUCACCAGAUGGUGGGCCUCAAAAUGCUCCUACACAGCCAAAUAAUUCUGGGUUUCACUCCACCAUCACUGUGCUAAAGCGUGCUUUUGAUAUUGCCUCAACGCAGACCCAGAUUGAGCAACCGUUGUGUCUUGAAUGCAUGAGAGUGUUGUCUGAUAAACUUGAUAAGGAGGUUGAAGAUGUUAACAGGGACAUACAAGCCUAUGAAGCUUGCCUUCAGCGACUAGAGGGAGAAGCAAGAAAUGUUCUUAGUGAGGCUGAUUUUCUGAAGGAGAAAUUGAAGAUAGAAGAAGAAGAGCGAAAACUUGAAGCAGCAAUAGAAGAAACAGAGAAGCAAUGUGCUGUGGUCACUGCCGAACUGAAGGAGCUAGAGUUAAAAUCUAGCCGCUUUAAGGAGUUGGAGGAGCGGUACUGGCAAGAAUUCAACAACUUUCAGUUUCAAUUGAUAUCACAUCAGGAAGAGAGAGAUGCAAUUUUAGCUAAGACAGAAGUUUCACAAGCUCAUUUAGAGCUGUUAAAGAAGACUAAUGUGCUCAAUGAUGCAUUCCCAAUCUGGUAUGAUGGUGAAUUCGGAACAAUUAACAACUUUCGUCUCGGAAGACUUCCUAAAAUUCCGGUUGAGUGGGACGAGAUAAAUGCAGCAUGGGGCCAAGCUUGCCUUCUUCUCCAUACAAUGGCUCAACAUUUCCGGCCAAAGUUUCAAUAUCGGAUAAAAAUUCUUCCUAUGGGAAGUUAUCCUCGGAUCAUGGAUACCAAUAACAAUACUUAUGAACUAUUUGGCCCGGUAAAUCUCUUCUGGAGCACACGAUAUGACAAAGCAAUGACAUUGUUCUUGACCUGCCUAAAGGAGUUCGCCGACUUUGCAAAUUCAAAAGAUAGGGAGAACAAUAUUCGUCCUGACAAAUGUUUUAAGCUUCCUUACAAGAUUGACAAUGACAAAGUUGAAAGUUACUCCAUUACCCAGAGCUUCAAUAAGCAGGAAAAUUGGACCAAAGCUCUCAAGUACACACUCUGCAAUUUGAAGUGGGUGCUCUACUGGUUUGUUGGAAACACAAAUUUCCAGCCACUUUCCGCAACCGUCUCUUCACAAGCUGAAGUUCCAGCUGCAGGAUCAUUGUACAACAAACAACCAACUAAUCCCAAGUUUCAAUCUUGAAAUCACUAAUACCAACUUCUCCUGUUGUGCUUAGCAUGUUGUAAAUAGACGAGAAUGCCAAAUUCUAUCAGUGCAAAGCAAUCACUUGUAAUGUUUCAUCAUAUUAUUUUCUUGACUCUUUAAAAAUAUUUAAAGUUGUAUAUUCCAAUAUAGGUCGUAGCUCAUCGCGUU
Molecule: messenger RNA, 1855 nt
Organism: Nicotiana attenuata
Lineage: Eukaryota; Viridiplantae; Streptophyta; Magnoliopsida; Solanales; Solanaceae
Product: beclin-1-like protein
Exons: 9
Coding region: 101-1684 (527 amino acids)
Biological process (GO): cellular response to nitrogen starvation; autophagy; late endosome to vacuole transport
Cellular component (GO): phagophore assembly site; phosphatidylinositol 3-kinase complex, class III, type II; phosphatidylinositol 3-kinase complex, class III, type I
Source: RefSeq, a predicted model, not a curated record